This is a messenger RNA of Penicillium maclennaniae, 1095 nucleotides long. Its product is annotated as tRNA(Thr) (cytosine(32)-N(3))-methyltransferase. The record is from RefSeq and is a predicted model, not a curated record. The coding region runs from base 1 to 1095 and encodes 364 amino acids. The transcript has a single exon. Gene Ontology annotation, molecular function: tRNA (cytidine-N3)-methyltransferase activity. NCBI's taxonomy places the organism in Eukaryota, Fungi, Ascomycota, Eurotiomycetes, Eurotiales, Aspergillaceae.
AUGACACCCGACGAUGAGAUCCGUGCUGCCGCUCAAAGGGCGCAGCCUCCGAUGAACGACCCUUCUCGCUCCCAUGAUCCUUCCAAUAACCUGAAGCGCAGCGAUCCUUUCCAAUUCGGAUCCCGCUACCUCGAAAAAGGCGACGAUGUCUUCGAAUUCAACGCCUGGGACCACGUCGAGCCUGACGACGAAUUCAAAGCCUACGCAGAGGGUCAAUAUGAGAAGCAGCGUGCUGCACCCGUGACAGACUUCGACAAGAACCGGUUCAACCAGGACCCGGCCAAGUGGUGGAACUUGUUCUACAAGAACAACACAGAGAACUUUUUCAAGGAUCGCAAGUGGCUGCGCCAAGAGUUCCCCGUCCUUGCUGAGGUCACACAGAAAGAUGCAGGUCCGCAGGUCGUUCUUGAGGUUGGCGCGGGCGCGGGUAACACUGCUUUCCCGCUUAUCAGGAACAACGAGAACGAAAACCUCAAGGUGCACGCCUGCGAUUUCUCCAAGUACGCCGUUAAGGUGAUGCGCGAGAGUGAGCACUAUGAUGAGAGAUACAUGGUUGCUGACGUCUGGGAUGUCGCUGCUGAGCCCGAUGAGAACGGUGACUACUUACCUCCAGGCUUGACAGAAGGCUCCGUCGACGUUGUCAUUCUCAUUUUCAUUUUCUCUGCAUUGAAUCCAGUCCAGUGGAACCGUGCUCUGCACAAUAUCUACCGUGUCCUGAAGCCCGGUGGCCGUGUUCUGUUCCGAGACUACGGCCGAGGCGAUCUGGCCCAGGUCCGUUUCAAGAAGGGUCGCUACAUGGGUGAGAAUUUCUACGUCCGCGGCGAUGGGACUCGCGUGUAUUUCUUUGAUAAGGAUCAAUUGAUUCAGAUGUGGAGCCGCUGGACUCCGGAGAAGGGUCUGCAGGUCGAUGACGAGAAAACAGCGGAGGACUUACCUGCUGAACCUGAUGCGCCUUUCGAGGUUGUGCAUAUGGGCGUGGACCGUCGACUGCUGGUCAACCGCUCAAGCAAGCUAAAGAUGUACCGCUGCUGGAUGCAAGGUCAUUUCCGCAAGCGCCAGGAGGUCUCCUCUGCCAGCAUUGAAGCUGCUCAAUGA